Messenger RNA from Fonsecaea erecta, 3102 nucleotides. RefSeq lists its product as hypothetical. Gene Ontology annotation, cellular component: nucleus. The transcript is spliced from 2 exons. NCBI's taxonomy places the organism in Eukaryota, Fungi, Ascomycota, Eurotiomycetes, Chaetothyriales, Herpotrichiellaceae. Bases 1 to 3102 code for a protein of 1033 amino acids. The record is from RefSeq and is a predicted model, not a curated record. Gene Ontology annotation, molecular function: ATP binding; ATP hydrolysis activity; DNA binding.
AUGUCCUUCCUUCUUGACGACAGCAAAAUCGAAGACAUUAAUCACAACGACAGCACUUCUGCACAUACGAAACAUCUCAAUAUCAUCCCGUCGUCUCCCAGCCCCGCUGACCUCGAAGCCCUUCACCAUCGCGACCUUGAUCCAAAGGCCGAUCUGAAUGCUUUUGCACAUGCAACUCUGAGCAACUCUGAUGUAUUGCAGGGUUUUCAAGGCUCCGAAAACGGCCUCACAUCGGAUAUAAUGACGUUCUCGUCAUCUCCCAUAUCCUAUGCGCCCAGCUCCUCACCACAACCUUUGCCUGCGAACAAGAAAAAGCGCCGAUUGUUCCAACCUUUCCCCGUCGAGCAGCAACCGAAGAGGUCCAAGACGGUGGGCGGGUUCAUAGUGGAAGAUGAUGAAGACGAGGACAAGCACAAUCCUGAACCUGGGCCUCAGAAUGCUGAUCAGCCAGUUUUGCUGGCAGACAGGGUUCCAACCCUUCCAUCACCACGAGAAGAUCUCGCAGAGAUUCCACGUGUAACUUGUGUAUCGGAAACUCCGACAAGCCGAAAUACUCCGUCCAGCUCAUACCUACCUCCUCUUCCUCGUCUACUUCUCAGAAAGCGGUUACGAGGAGGUGUAGACCUGCAGACGUCUUCUGGCACGUCCCUGAACAUUCCCGUCAGACAAAAAGCCACAGCUUUGUCAUAUGAGCAGACCAUUGCGCAGCGCUCUGUGACCGUGGGAGGUCGUGCAAAGAAGGCGUACUACGGCAUUGAAAUCCACAAGCUGAUGGACGACGCAAAGACGCUGCAACAACUUGACAAGUUUGAGAAACAGCGGCAGGAUCAGCAGCAUGCCUCGGAGUUGCCCAGAGCCAUGAAAUCCGCAGAUUCAAACCCCGUUGCCCAUCAAAUGUGGACUGAGAAGUACCGCGCAAAGAAAUUCACGGAGCUUGUGGGUGACGAAAGAACCCAUCGACAGGUCCUUCGGUGGCUCAAAACGUGGGAUGAAGUGGUCUUCCCGGGAAGCGCAAAGCUGAAAUCCAGGAGAGCCUUUGAUGGCAAUGAUCCAAGCCAGCAACAACGAAAGAUCCUGCUUCUGACUGGACCCCCUGGGCUCGGAAAGACCACUCUGGCCCACGUUUGCGCCAGACAAGCAGGAUAUGAAGUACUCGAAAUCAAUGCCAGUGACGACAGAAGCCGCGACGUGGUCAAAGGAAGGAUCAAAGAUGCCCUCGGGACGGAGACGGUGCGUGGUAUCAAGGAACAAGGCAAAGCUAGAAAAGCUGGACGCCCGGUCUGCGUUGUCGUCGAUGAGGUCGAUGGAGUCACCACAGGGUCCAGUGCAAGUGGCGGUGAAGGCGGAUUCGUCAAGGCGUUGAUCGACCUGGUGCAGCUCGACCAGCGAAACUCGUCGGGGAGUGGAAACCAAGAUGCUGCAAAAGGUAGAAAGAAGGGUGACAGAUUCAGAAUGCUCCGUCCAUUAAUCUUGGUAUGCAACGAUGUUUACGCACCUUCGCUUCGACCAUUACGGACGAGCUCGAUCGCUGAAAUUGUCCAUGUUCGGAAAGCGCCGUUGGACAAGGUCAUCGCUCGAGUCAGGUCAGUUUUUGAGAAAGAAUCCAUUGCGUGUGACAACGAUGCCGUCCGCCGGCUCUGCGAAAACGCUUGGGGUCUGGCCAUGCGAAAGCAGAGAGGUCCAGGCUCUCGGGGUUCCGGAGAGGGCGACAUCAGAAGUGUGCUCGUACAAGCUGAAUGGAUUGCACAUAAACUCCGUGCCCACCAAACCAAAUCCCGGCUUACACGGCAAUGGCUCGAACCCCAGCUUGAGGAGGCUCGAAAUGGACAGAAAGGCCUUGGGCGGGGCGGAGUUCGAGAGGUUGUUGAGCGAAUAUUUGUGGAAGGGGCUGGCUUGCCUAAUCUUCCGGCUGCUCUCAGCGCAGACGAGGCGCGACUGGUUGCUGAUUCGCAAAGCAACCCUGUCGGAGUUGCCAAUCUUCGUAAGCGGGCAGCAAUCACCGCCCUCAGAGAGAUGGUCGAUACCUGUGGAGAGCAUGACCGAGUCAUGACUGAGUGUUUUGCCACAUAUCCAACACAAGUAUUCCAGGACGACGUACAGCUGACAAAACCAAAUGCAAGUUAUGAAUGGCUUCACUUUCACGACAGCUUAUCAAGUCGGGUGUUCGCAGGCCAAGAGUGGGAAUUGAUGCCCUACCUCAACACCAGUGCCUGUGGGUUCCACCAUCUUUUUGCAGCCGUCGAUAAAGGCACAGUAGCGUGGAAUGAAGAAUCGCCUGAGGAAGAAGUCAAGGACAUCCACCCGUUCAGUGGCCUGAAAGCCGACUUCGCCGCUUAUGAGGCGGAGAAGCAGAACCGCACCUUGCUCACUGAGCUACAGUCGAGCUUUUCAGGGUCAUUGUUAAGACUGUUCAGUUCUGUGGACGACAUUGCGACAGAGUUGAUACCGAAUGUGGGCAAGAUGUUGGCUCCAGACGUGAAGCCUGUCGUGAUCGGGGGAUCCGGGAGCUCUGCCAGUGUCGCCAGUGUGCGAAAAGAGUCUGAGAAGACAUGUAUUCGCAACGCGGUUCGAGCCAUGUUGGCUCUGAAUGUUUCGUUUGAAAGAGUGCACGUGGAGAUCGAGGGUGGAGGUGCUCACUCGAACGGCGGAUAUGCAUAUCGGAUGGAACCACCUCUCGAUACACUGCUGAGCUAUCACAUGGAUAAGUCGAGCUCAGCCGCCGCACCGGUCCGGUAUGCAGUUCGCCAGGUGCUCGACCAAGAGCUGAGGAAGGAGAGACUAUUGCAAAACUCUGUCAUCCGACACGCUCGCUCUGCUACUUCGGACCUGAAUGGAGGGAUUGAUGUUGAAGCCAACAAAGAAAAUGAAGGCGCUGCGGAUAAGGCAAUGGCGGCAUCUUCCAAACACGCUGGAAUGAAGCGCGACUUCUUUGGUCGGAUCAUCAACGAAAGCCGACCUACGUCGGCCGGAAAAGGGGCGAAGGGACAUGCAGGGAAGCUCGAGACCAGAGCUGAAAAGCGGGUAUGGGUCUCCUUUCAUGAGGGCUUCUCAAAUGCCGUUCGGAAACCGAUUACACUGAAAGACUUGCUGGACGGAUUUUGA